This is a messenger RNA of Penicillium nucicola, 1041 nucleotides long. RefSeq names its product MIP/aquaporin family protein. The record is from RefSeq and is a predicted model, not a curated record. NCBI's taxonomy places the organism in Eukaryota, Fungi, Ascomycota, Eurotiomycetes, Eurotiales, Aspergillaceae. Gene Ontology annotation, biological process: glycerol transmembrane transport; water transport. Gene Ontology annotation, cellular component: plasma membrane. Gene Ontology annotation, molecular function: glycerol channel activity; water channel activity. The transcript has 3 exons. The coding region runs from base 1 to 1041 and encodes 346 amino acids.
AUGGCGACCUGGAAAGAGCUUGAGGUUGAUCCGAUGUCGAAAGUUCACCGUGAGACUCUUCCCUCUGGUAAUCGUGAUAGCGGCUGUGGGUCGUCAUGUCUUGGAAGUAAGAACGAGACUUCGAUUCAUCAUAUCAACCCCGGGAUUGAGAGUCCUUAUACUCGGCCGCUGCUUUGGUCGAGAGUACGGGAGUACGGCCGUGAUGCUUUCUCGGAGUUCUUUGGGACAUUGAUCCUCAUCUUAUUUGGUGAUGGGGUUGUUGCGCAGGUCCUGCUCAGCCAUGGCCAGAAGGGUGACUAUCAAUCUAUCUCAUGGGGAUGGGGCCUCGGCGUCAUGCUAGGAGUCUACGCCAGCGGUGCAUCAGGAAGCCACAUAAACCCAGCAGUAACAAUCGCCAACUGCAUCUUCCGCGGCUUCCCCUGGCGCAAAGCUCCAAUCUACAUUCUAGCCCAGAUCCUCGGCGCCAUGAGCGGUGCAGCAAUUGUAUACGGAAAUUACAAAUCAGCCAUCAACGCCUACGAGGGCGGUGCCCAUAUCCGCACUGUGCCAGGUUAUUCGACUACAGCAACAGCCGGUAUCUUCUGCACAUACCCCGCGGAAUUCAUGUCAAAGACAGGGCAAUUCUUCUCCGAGUUCCUCGCCAGCGCCAUACUGAUGUUUAUGAUCUUUGCGCUGAAAGAUGACGGAAACCUAGGCGCCGGAACAUCCAUUCCUCUGGCUUUAUUCUUUGUUGUUUUUGGAAUUGGGGCUUGUUUCGGGUGGGAGACUGGGUAUGCGAUUAAUCUUGCCAGAGACUUUGGUCCUAGGCUUGUGUCGUACAUGCUUGGCUACGGACAUGAAGUCUGGUCGGCGGGUGGUUAUUACUUCUGGGUCCCGAUGGUUGCGCCAAUCCUCGGCUGCGCCUUCGGGGGAUGGAUCUACGAUCUAUUCCUGUACACAGGGACAGACAGUCCGGUCAAUACACCUUGGAUGGGGCUCAAACGGUUGUUCAGGGUUGGGUCUCUUACGCAGAGACGAGUUGUGCUGCAGAGUCCGGUCUGA